UUGCGCAGCUUUUUAUUUGAAAAUUCAAAUUUGAACGGGUGUUCAAUGAAUGAAACGGCCACAUAGAAUAAAACACAACUAUGCUAGCAAAGUGGAUAACGUUAUAAUAAUUGUAGCAUAGUUUGGAGCUUUCGAGGUUUGGAUGUAGCAGAGAAACAUGGGAGACUCAUCAGCUUGUCUCAUGCAACAGCCAUUCUGUUAUGCCUCUGGCUUUCCCAAAGAAGCCAACAAGAGCAACCAAAAUCAUGCACUUGGACAAUCAAUCUCAUUUGGGAGGUUCAUGUCAGAGUCUCUGGCAUGGGAUAAGUGGUCCACUUUCUCUCAGAACCGCUAUGUUGAAGAGGCAAAGAGUUUUACACAGUCAGGUUCAGUUGCACAGAAGAAAGCUUUCUUUGAAGCUCACUACAAGAAACUUGCUGCUCAAAAGGCAGCUGCUUUGCUUGAACAACAAGCAAACAGUGCCUCACAGACACAGCAAGAACAUGAAGCUGAUAACAACCAUAAUUCACACAUGAUGAGUCCAAAAUCUAAACUAGUUCUCCAAAAUGCAAAGGUUUAUAAUUCAAAUUCAACUGUAGAGACUACUUUACCUCAAAGUAACAAGUUAGAAGGAGCUCAACCAGAGAUAGAUCACCAAACUUUUGUAGUUAAGUUGCAAAAUCAGCUUCAAAAAGUUGAUAACUCUAAGGAUCCAAGUGAAGAGGGUACCAACUUUGAUCAGGAAAUUUUGCAACCAAUAGGCAAGAAGAAACAACCAGUUUCUUCAUUCAAGCUGUUAAAAUUUGUUGGAACCUCCAAGUUCAACUCUACACCUGUCAAAUCCACAACUCCUAGUCUUUCUAAGAAAGAUGAUAUUGCUACCCCAAUGAGCAAUAAAUCUGCAUUAAGCUCUUCUGAUAAAGAAAAAUCAACUGCUAAGUCACCUCACAUGUCACUUAAUUUCACAAUCAUUAGAGAAAUCAAUAAAUUGACAGUAUCAUUGGCGAGGAAAUUUGAAAGUACUAGAGUUGGUGCUAGCUCUUCCAAGGCUUCAAAGGAUAGCUCAAAUAUUCUAGGAACCAAAACUAAGGCUUCUAAGAAUGACUUGCAAAAACAUUCAUCAUCUACCCCAUUAUCAGAAGCGAAAAGAAGUGAAAGGACACCCCCCAUUAAAUCCCCCACAUUUAGCUUGAGCACAGAAGAAAGAGCUUCAAGUAGAAAGAAGGAGAAAACAGAGAUAAAGAUUAGAAAACUACGUCAGAGCUUUUGUUUCAAGCCAAGGUUGCCACCUGAUUUUUACAAAGAAAGAGAAGAAUCAAAGACAGCAACAAAAAAGGAUCAGUUGGUAACUCACGAGUCAUCCAAAAAGGAAAGAAGACCCACUUUAAGAGUCGUAGAGAGCAAAAGCUCUUUACCUCGUAUGAGACCUUUCAAGGAAAAGAACUGUGCCACCUUGACUAUGCCUUUCACUUCAAAUUCUCCUAUGAAUACUACUCAUGAAAAUACAUCUCCAAAUAUUCAGCAUGGAAACCAAAAUGACAAAUUAAAAAUAAUUUUAGGGAGAGAGUACUAUACAACUGAUUGA
This is a messenger RNA of Cajanus cajan (pigeon pea), 1564 nucleotides long. The record is from RefSeq and is a predicted model, not a curated record. NCBI's taxonomy places the organism in Eukaryota, Viridiplantae, Streptophyta, Magnoliopsida, Fabales, Fabaceae.